This is a messenger RNA of Plodia interpunctella (Indianmeal moth), 1793 nucleotides long. RefSeq lists its product as uncharacterized. Lineage: Eukaryota; Metazoa; Arthropoda; Insecta; Lepidoptera; Pyralidae. The record is from RefSeq and is a predicted model, not a curated record. The coding region runs from base 98 to 1375 and encodes 425 amino acids. The transcript is spliced from 11 exons.
GCUCGGUCAUUGCCAAGGCGACUGGUAUAUAAACCAGCAAGUUACAUAAUUACCUGGCUUCCGCCGGACCAGGGCACACGGACAGACUUGAAUCAGGAUGGCGUUGAACCUGCUCAGCAAAAUAGUUUUAUUAGCGGCAGCUGUACAUCACGCCACGGCAUCAGUUCAUAGAACGCCAAGACAAAACGGCCCAGGCAGCAUUUUCACCGUCGGCAACGGAGAGCAAUGUCUGGGCUCAGACAGGACAACAGGCGGUGUGUGUCUCUCCAGAAACCAGUGCAACACCCAGGGGGGAAAGGCUAUAGGCUUCUGCGGAGUCUUCGCCACUUGCUGCUCACUGAACGCCUGUGACGUCAGAACCAACACAAAAGUGGCUGUCUUCAUUAACCCACCGCUCAACAAGGAGUCUUCAGGUUUGGAGUGCUCCUACAACGUGGAGAUCAACAAUAACAACGUUUGCCAGAUGAGGAUCGACUUCGAAACCUUCAACCUUGCUCCUCCUACAACUGUGGAGCCAGUGGAGAACGUGACCCAGCGUCCAGGGUACACGUGUAGGAACGACAUCUUCCAGGUCACCAACCUGCAAGCUAACUCGGAGUUCUUCCCAGCAUUGUGUGGUGACAACAAUGGACAACAUUUAUACGUCCGUGUGAACGCGUCAACAAACAGUCGCUCAAUUCGCAUCAACUUCAAGAUCGCUGACAGAAACACACAGCCCAACCUGCCUCAAGCAACGUGGAAGAUCAAGGUCACACAGCUUGAGUGCUUCAACACACUGGGCAAAUACCGUGAUGGUAUCCUGGAAGCCAUCACGUCGUCGCUCCCAUCAACUCCUCUCUCAUCCACGGCUGACAGAGACGAAUAUCUCAUUGCACCUCCCGGCUGCCUCCAAUACUACCCUGAUAGAUCAGGCGCCUUCGAAUCAUUCAAUUAUAACCGUGGAGCUGGUCCCUACAUCGCGAACCUCGCUUACGCGACCUGCUUCAAGAGGACCUCAGAUGUUUGUGGUAUUAAAUUCACAUCAGCAAGCUUCGAGAUGGCGUACCGAACUGAAGACAACCUGUACCUGGACACGGACUGUCAGGUCAAUCCAGUAACCCAGGGGGUAGCGCAGUCGGAAGACUAUCUAUUCAUACCAGAAGCCGAGACUGCUGAUGGUCUUAGAGGAUCAAAGUUCUGUGGAGGCAGCGCUUCUAAUCAAAUUAUUGCUUCCACACCCCCCGGUCCCCUCUACGUCCACUUCAACAGCGACAACCUGGUCACCGACGACGUCCCUGAAGCUGGCUACAGAUUCAAUUAUAAUGUGCUGAACAACUGCUACUUGAGGAUUAGUUUUGAUUUGGUGAAAGAACUCCAAAAGAAGAAAAUAAAUUAAGAAGAACUGUUUAAUACUCAUUGGAAGAAAUAAUUUGCCGAUGUAAUUUUUCUGCAAUAAUUUUAUUGUAUAGAAAAAGUGACCAUUGUAUUAAAAUAUAUAAAUAUAUUAUUUAUGUACUUACAACAUAACUCUAAUUUGUAUAAUUUUACUUAAGAAUAUGAAUUUAGAUCAUUUUUAUAUUGAAUAAAUGUACUGCCCACAAUGUUCUAAGUUUAAUUACCAAAUUAUUUGGUAAAGUCUUAAACUUUGAGAUAUAUUUAAAGAAAUAUUGGAUACAUUCGAUUGGAACCAAUUAAUUUAAUAAUUUACAAUUAUUAAUAAAAGCCAGUUGCAUUUAUAAUUUUAAGCAAUUGCGUAAGUUAGUGAUAAGUAAACACGGUGCAUUGAUCGACAAAUAAAAACAUUUAAAAUAUAA